AUGAGUGGGUAUUCGUACGUAAACUGUUAUUCAAGUUUACCUGAUGGGUUUUCGUUUGCUAAUUCAUAUUCAUAUCAAUCUUCAGGAUAUUGCUACGACUCCUGUAGUGGAUCCAAAUACUUUGCUACAUUUAACAGUGGUGAAUGUUAUUGUGGCGAUGGAAAUGCUAGUUUAGACGGCGUUAGUACUAGUUCUUCUUGUACUUCAUAUUGUUACGGUUAUAAGCAGGAAAUGUGUGGUGGUGAGAGUUCAUAUAGUGUUUAUGAAUUAGAUGAUUAUGUAGAAAGUGAUGAUACUUCUAGUAGCGACACUACUGAAAAAACUACUAGUUCAAGUACCAGUGCAAAUACUCAAGUGACAUUGAGCAGUAGCUCCAGUUCUAGUAGUAGUACUACCACUUCUUCAAUAUCUAACGGCAUGAUUCAAGUAAGUGUAUCUUUACUUCAAACUGGUAGUACAAGUGUAUCUAAUAGCCCUAGUUCUUCUAGUAGUUCUUCUAGUUCUUCUAGUUCUAGUAGUUCUUCUAGUAGUUCCUCUAGUAGUUCUUCUAGUAGUUCUUCUAGUAGUUCUCCUAGUAGUUCCUCUAGUAGUUCUCCUAGUAGUUCUUCUAGUAGUUCUCCUAGUAGCUCCUCUGUUGGGUUUUCUACAAGUUAUUUUAGUAGCUCUCCUACUAGUUCUGAUAGUUUCUACUCCAGUAUAUUGAACGAUAUUAGUUCUGAAAGUAGCAGUAGCAGUAGUAGUAGCAGUAGCAGUAGCAGUAGCAGCAGCAGUAGCAGUAGCAGCAGCAGCAGCAGCAGCAGCAGCAGCAGUAGCAGUAGCAGCAGCAGUAGCAGCAGUAGCAGUGCAAUUAGUAGUACAACUAGUAGCAGUAGCGCAGAAAAUGAUGUCACCGUGGUUCCCUCAACUUCAGAACAGAUUAUUACCAGCUAUGCUGUUCUAACUUCUACUGCCUCAGACUCAGUCAACGUGGUUUAUUCUACAUCUUUGCAAACCACGGGUGGUUCAACUGUUUAUGUUACAAAAAUAAUUUCUACUUCCUCACCACAAACUACAGGAAGCAGUUCUAAUGGUAAAACCAGCCAAGGAAGCUCUGGUAGUUCCAAGAAAUUAGUUGGGCCCAUUGUAGGUGGUGUUGUAGGUGGUGUUGUUGGUUUAAUUAUUUUUAUAAUUGCUGGGUUAUUUUUGCUAAGACGUUAUAAUGCUAAGAAAGAAGAAGAAAGGUUAGAAAGAGAAUAUCAAGAGGCUAUUAAGCCUAGACCAUACCUAGCUGACGAAUAUAAUGAAUAUUUAAAGACUGAUGGUGACGGAAACAAUAAAAAGGGUGGUAUUAUAAGCAGUGCUGCUGAUGAUACUGAGUAUGAUAACAAUGACGACGAUAGUCAUGACAGCAGCGAUAAUAAAUACAAUAAUGCUGCCACCACUGGUGUAUAUAGCGAAGAUAAAUAUACGAAUAAUCCAUUUGGGGAUGAUUUCGCUACCACCUCCUCUACAUCACCUGGAACUACUAGUACGAGUGGUAUGAAUAGCAGUAACGCAUUACUAUCAACAUAUAAGAAUGGAAAUCAUGAUGAUGUUGAAAAACAUAACACUGGGAAUGUUAAUAGGAAUUUCAGCACAGAUACCAAGUUUAGUUAUUCUACCACAGCUACAAAUGAUCAUGCCUAUGGUUCUAAUCCAUUGGCUCAUAAUAAUACCGCGAACGAUACUACUUUUGCAAAUAAUGCAAAUACUUUACAAGUACCGAACGCUCAUAACGGCAGUAAUAAUAAUAAUAAUAAUAAUAAUAAUAAUAAUGGCGUACAAGUUGAAGACACCGGUAGUGUUGUUGAAGGCAGACAACAAAAAUUGACUAUUGUAAACCCAGACGAAGACGAAUAG
Molecule: messenger RNA, 1878 nt
Organism: Saccharomycodes ludwigii
Lineage: Eukaryota; Fungi; Ascomycota; Saccharomycetes; Saccharomycodales; Saccharomycodaceae
Gene: SLG1
Product: Slg1p
Exons: 1
Coding region: 1-1878 (625 amino acids)
Source: RefSeq, a predicted model, not a curated record